Molecule: messenger RNA, 1168 nt
Organism: Acanthoscelides obtectus
Lineage: Eukaryota; Metazoa; Arthropoda; Insecta; Coleoptera; Chrysomelidae
Source: the annotation of a GenBank genome assembly
CUACUACUAGAAAGAUGAACGUUUCAAUAAUAUCACCCUGUGCAAUAGCCAAUGUGUCAUUAAUUGACAGUGACAAUUGCAAACUAUUAAUUUCGAAAUUCCUGUUUGGCCGAGCGAAUGUGCUCAAAACGUGUAUAUUUUCGUUGAAAGAGUGGCUAUAGAAAGAAAAAGGUAAAGAAAAUGAAACGAAAAUCCAAAAAUCCGUUAUUUUUUCCGGGUAUCCUGAAGGCCAUCUCGCAACUGCAACAGUCAAAGGGUGCCACAGAAGCCAAAAUUCUCGACUACAUACAAAGACUCAUGCUUGUCAUCAAUCCGUCAUCGAACACGCAGAAAGUACAUAAUCUACCGCAACAGGUGCGAAGAGCUUUGAAACAUGCUCAAAAACUGGGACUUGUUACGCAGAAAGGUGGAAGAUAUCUCCUCACCAUUAAUCCAGUCAAGAAUAGAUUACAUCCAGCUAGUAAGAAAUCAUGCAAACCUAAUAUUCACUUGACAAGAUUCAGGACGUCUACGUCAGUUGGAAAAACCAACAAAGUUGGAACUGUAAAAACAAGACGCAGCAGUACCCAACCGGACAAGGCGUGCGGUCAUUGCAGGAAAAACAAGCGACGCAGGGCUAAGUCCAGACAAAACCGAAGUAGAAGAAGACGUCGUCAUGCUGGUCAUGGAAGUUUAGGCAGUCUUGAUGACAAAAACGAAGUCGCGUCUUCCGAGGAAUCGUUCGAGAGUAACUGACACCUUGACUAUGUGACGUUUUCACUUGUAACAGAAUCGUUCCGUUCAAUAAAUUUUGGCUUAGUUCUCAUAUAAAACAAAUACCAAUGAUACGCUAAAAUGUAGCAGGUUCGAUAAUCAUUCUACGCGGUUGUUAUGAAAACCCGGCACUGUUAUUCUAAACUGUUUAAGAAACAUUCGGGUAUCUCUCAAAGCAUACUCGAUUUUUAUGGCACGAAGCAGUUGUUUCUAGGCGAGCGUGGGAGUCAAAACAUUAACACAUCGUUUGAUAGCUCCCGAAAAUGGACGGAAACUAAAAUAAACUGAUACGCCGAACAGCGAAGCGAUUACGCUCAAGAAAACUGGAAUUUAAGGAUUCAUGCUGGAUGAUAAUUUAUCUUUUGUCUGCGCGAAUGUUAUGUUUAUGUUGCCAGUUGUUGUUGUUCAUUACCCC